Molecule: messenger RNA, 882 nt
Organism: Thlaspi arvense
Lineage: Eukaryota; Viridiplantae; Streptophyta; Magnoliopsida; Brassicales; Brassicaceae
Source: the annotation of a GenBank genome assembly
AUGGGCCUCGCCGCCGGGAAUAAGGAUAUGGAUAUCUCCGACAUAGCCAAGAAGCUUGACCUCGCUAACAGCAAACUUCUGGUCAGAAAAGCUGCCGAGAUUCGCCGUCUUUGUGAUGCUCAGUUCGAUUCAUCCAUCAUCGGCGUUGGUGAGAUCUGUAAAGCUGUGAUAUGUCUGGAAAUCGCAGCCUCUAGGAUGCAGGUUAUAUUCGACAGACAGGCAGCGAUUAAGUUGAGUGGUAUGUCGGAAAAGGCUUACACCAGAUCAUUCAAUAGCCUCCAAAACGUUAUUGGGAUCAAGAUUAAGCUCAAUGUAAAAGAAUUAGCGGUUCAGUUUGGAUGCGUUAGGAUAAUCAAAUCCGUGCAAAACGUUCUAUCUUCGUAUAAGGAGAGGUUUCUUGCGUCACUACCAGCAUCAAGAAGGGCAAAUGCUGACUUCACUAGACCUGUUUUUACAGCAGCAGCUUUCUAUUUGUGCGCCAAGAAGCAAAAGCUCAAGGUAGAUAAGCUUAGGUUGAUUGAAGUUUGUGGAACAUCAGAAUCUGAAUUCUCUUGUGUGUCGACAUCAAUGACAGACCUUUGCUUCGACUUUGUUGGGGUCUCAAAGGAAAAGAAAGAUGCAAAGGGCGUGAAAGGAAACCGUGACUUGCUUGAUGUGUUACCUGAAAAGAGGAGACUAGAGGAUGGUGGAUAUUCAUCUGAUGAUGAGUCUUCGUGUUACAAAAGACACAAGAAGAUGGAGGAGACUAAGUAUGAGGACUGGAAAUCUACAGUCGUUAAUUCCAUCAAGCAGAAUCCAGAGAAAGGAACGAAGAAAGCUAUACAGACCAGUCUCAAUUUCUCAAAGAAGACUGAGACCAAAGAGUUGAAAGUUGAUUCAUAG